Molecule: messenger RNA, 2181 nt
Organism: Triticum urartu
Lineage: Eukaryota; Viridiplantae; Streptophyta; Magnoliopsida; Poales; Poaceae
Source: RefSeq, a predicted model, not a curated record
UACAUAUACACAGUCACCUGCUACCUUCUUGCUCAACAAUCCAAGCUAGCUAGCCGAUCACCAAACAUACGUGAGCGAGCCGAUCAUCGAGCAUAUGGCGUCUGCUCCUCCUCCUUGUGCUGCUCCAGCGGUUCCCCGCAUGAAGCUGGGCUCCCAGGGAAUGGAGGUCUCGGCGCAGGGCCUCGGCUGCAUGGGCAUGUCCGUCGCCUACGGCCCCCCCAAGCCCGACGCCGACAUGGUGGCCCUCAUCCACCACGCCGUCGCCGCUGGAGUCACCUUCCUCGACACCUCCGACGUCUACGGCCCGCACACCAACGAGACCCUCCUCGGCAAGGCGCUGCAGGGCGGCAGCGUGAGGGACAGGGUGGAUCUGGCCACCAAGUUCGGCGCCUUCCUUUCAGAGGAUGGGUGGAAUGUCCGCGGGGACCCGGCGUACGUGCGUGAGGCGUGCGAGGGCAGCCUCAAGCGGCUAGGCGUCGAUUGCAUCGAUCUCUACUGCCAGCACCGCGUCGACACCAGGGUGCCCAUCGAGGUCACGAUUGGUGAGCUCAAGAAACUAGUCCAAGAAGGAAAGAUAAAGUACAUCGGAUUAUCCGAAGCAUCUGCAUCAACAAUCAGAAGGGCUCAUGCCGUUCAUCCUAUCACUUCAGUUCAGAUCGAAUGGUCACUAUGGAGUAGGGACGUGGAAGAGGACAUAAUCCCAACUUGCAGGGAACUUGGAAUUGGAAUUGUAUGUUACAGCCCACUUGGUAGAGGGUUCUUCUCUGUAGGAUCGAAAUUGGCUGACUCACUAUCAGACGACGACUUCCGUAAGAAAAGGAGGAUGACCCCCGGCCUCUACAUCUAGGAGAUGCAUACAGCCACUUUAUUGAUUAUUCUCGAGGACCUUAUAAAGUAUUACAACAAUAUACCUGAAUCCGCCAUCUUGGCAACAUAUGCCACUACUCCUAUCCAUAUGAUGAAGGGGUGCUACCUGGGCCAAAUACCCGGACCACUCACCUAAGCCUAUCAUCAAAAGCCAGAAGCUCCAGCCGAGCCACAUACCGGGUCUGGGGCAUAAACUGGUCUGACGCACUCACAUGUGUCGUCGUCGCCAUCUUCCACAGGUCCGUCUUCGGAGCAGAUAUUGAGGCUUCUACCUUGUCAGGCCACUCUGCCAUCGACGCCACCAUAACGCCAGACAACUGCCUCCACCUGCGCGAGUCCAUCACCGCGCAUCGGGCGCCGAGUCUCCACUGCACCACGCCGCCGAGAUCCGCCAUCAUCAAUGUGUAGGAUGAAGCACCGCUCCACCAAAAAAGGCGCCCACUGGUCUCUCGAUCCUCGGCUGCUGUCACCGACCCCAUACUGAUCUCGCCACCACACUGCCCUCAAGGCGACGCCUUCAAGAAGGUCACGGCGCCAAGGACGCCGCCGCCGCCCACCGGAGUUAGGUUUUCACCCGAGAAGCAAGGUGGUGUGGUGUGGAAGGGCAGACCUCGACCGACGUCUCCAUGAAGAAAUCGGCGCCCGCGGACGUCGUCGUCGUCGCGGCCGGCUAGAGCCGACCACGGGUUUCCCCCAAUCUGGAUCCCGACCACCAGAAUCACCCGCAACCCAGAGGCAGGCCAGACGCCUGCACAGCCAGGGAUCAUCGAGGGUGAAACGCACCGAGUAGGGGAAGAUGGCCAGCAACCAGAUCUGACGCCGCCAGCCACGAGGGCAGCCACGCGAGGUCCUAGCCCAUCGAAGAUCCGCCGGCCACCCUACCAGAUCGCCGGCACCGCGCCCACCCCACUGCUCACCGCAGGUGACAAGGGGCCUCACCGGGGGCCGCCGCCCAGAUCCAAGACCCUCCGAUGUGAACCAGAGCAGCGCAUGCCCCACCGCCGCAGUCUCCGGCUGCGCCAUGGGCCUUGCCCGGCGGCAGCCUCGUGCGGCGGCGAGGGGGAGAGGGGAGGGAGAGGGGCUACUCCGGCGAGGGGGGAGUUGCCCCCGAGACGCCCACUAGGGGCGGCGCGGGGGAGGGAAGGGUAGCUGUCGUCUUAACUUAUGGUGCUUAUAAUUCGUGGAAAUGUUCAUCUUUCAAGUGUGUAGAAACAUUUUUAAAUUAUGCAUAGCAAUGCCUCGUAAAUUUCUUCCUAGAAAAGAUAAAUGAAACUUCUAUGAUUUGUUGGCUCUUUCACUGACAAAGUUCUACUA